AUGGGGGAUGAAAAUGGAAGUAGAAUUUUGGCACAGUUUAAAAGUGAAACAGGAGAAUGUGCCGGAACGCCAUUUGAUUUACCUGUGGACCUAACAACUGAUAAACUCCAACUGAUCUGCAAUGCUAUAUUGCAACCGGAAGAGACCACACCUUAUGCAUUUUUCAUAAAGGAUUCAGAAAUUACCGAGACCGUUGAGAAAGCAUUAAGUCAAAAAGACAUUCAUGACACAGAACACGUUGUGGAUAUUGUGUACCAACCCUUGGCCGUGUUUCGAGUGCGAGCUGUGACCCGAUGUACAAGUACCCUUGUGGGUCACACAGAAGCUGUUCUUUCUGUGUCCUUCAGUCGUGAUGGAAGGUAUUUAGCAAGUGGUUCUGGUGAUACAACUGUUCGCUUUUGGGAUGUCAAUACAGAAACUCCACAGUUUGUAGGGAAAGCACAUAAACACUGGAUUCUGUGCAUCGAAUGGUCACCAAAUGGGAUGAAGUUGGCAUCUGGCUGUAAAAAAAGUGAGGUUAUCAUAUGGGACCCAGAAACAGGAAAGCAAAUUGGGCGCACAUUGUCUGGUCACAAACAGUGGAUUACAUGCUUAGUCUGGAAACCUUUACAUCUAGAUCCUGAAAGCCGAUAUUUAGCCAGUGCUUCAAAGGAUGCCACCAUCCGAAUCUGGGACACAUUACUGAGUCAAUGCAAAUUAACACUAAGCAGCCAUCUUCAGUCUAUCACGUGUGUUAAAUGGAGUGGAGAGAAUCUCAUCUUUUCUUCAUCUCAAGAUCGUACAAUUAAAGUCUGGAACCCUGAUGAAGGUUCUUUAAAAAGAACAUUACAAGGUCAUGGUCACUGGGUGAACACAAUGGCAAUGAACACUGAUUAUGUGUUACGGACGGCAGCUUUUAACCCCAAAGAUGCAACUUUUUUUCCUGAAGAAAUCAAAGAAUCACCUGAAGAAUUAGCCCAAAAAGCUCUUAAAAGAUACAAAUCUGUGAAGGGAUCCAGUCCUGAGAAAUUAGUGUCAGGAUCCGAUGAUUUUACUCUGUACAUGUGGCAGCCAGAAGUCGACUCAAAGCCGAUCAACAGAAUGACAGGUCACCAGCAGUUGAUCAACCAGGUGUGCUUCUCACCAGACGCUCGGACAAUUGCCAGCUGUUCCUUUGACAAAUCGGUCAAGUUAUGGGAUGGCAAGACAGGAAAGUUCAUAACAACAUUACGCGGUCAUGUGUCUCGAGUCUACCAAGUGGCCUGGUCAGCUGAUAGCCGCCUUCUCUGUAGUAGCAGUGCUGAUUCCACACUCAAACUCUGGGACAUGCAAACAAAGAAACUCUUAUUCGACCUCCCUGGACAUGCCGAUGAAGUUUAUGCACUUGAUUGGAGCCCAGAUGGACAAAGAGUUGCCAGUGGCGGAAAGGAUAAAGUAUUAAAGAUGUAA
Acanthosepion pharaonis is the source of this 1428-nucleotide messenger RNA. Lineage: Eukaryota; Metazoa; Mollusca; Cephalopoda; Sepiida; Sepiidae. The record is from the annotation of a GenBank genome assembly.